ACAUACAAAAACUGAGUGGCAUCACUAGCCGGCGCUGGAGAAGGAGGCAACCAAGAGAAAGAGAGAAGGAGGAAAGAAUUUAGAGAGAAAGAGAGGGAAAUAGGUGCGAAAAAUUUCGGACUUGGUUGGAAAUUCCUAGAUUUCGAUUUGUAGAGGGCCAAUAAUUAUUGAAUAGACCGCAGCAUCACUAAAUGUGCGUGCCUCAUAUGCAGCAGCCAUCGAUUACAGUCGCAACCGCAUCCUCCUCGUGAAGGAACUUCAAACAUAACACAAAAACACAGCCCAGCUCCGCGGAAGACAUGUUGACGCACAAGACUUGUCAGGCACGGAAAAAGAUGCAGGUUUCCUUCGUGAUACGAGACGCCGAGGAGAAACAGCAUCGGAAUGGUGUCAAUUCGUUGCAGCUAGAUCCGAACAAUGGCAAAUUGUAUUCGGCCGGACGUGAUGCGAUCAUCCGGGUUUGGAACACGCGCUCGGAGUCCAGCGAGAAGUACAUACAGUCGAUGGAACAUCACAAUGAUUGGGUCAACGACAUAGUGCUGUGCUGCAACGGAAGGAACCUUAUCAGCGCCAGUUGUGAUACCACGGUGAAGGUGUGGAAUGCACAGAAAGGCUUCUGCAUGUCGACCCUCAGAACACAUCGCGACUAUGUCCAGGCUCUGGCCUAUGCGAAGGAUCGAGAACAAGUAGCCAGCGCUGGGCUAGACAAAGCGAUAUUCCUGUGGGAUGUCAACACACUAACAGCGCUAACUGCCAGCAACAACACCGUUACAACCUCUAGUCUGACUGGGUCAAAGGAUUCGAUCUAUAGCCUGGCCAUGAAUCCCUCUGGCACCGUAAUUGUGAGCGGAUCCACCGAGAAUAUACUGCGAAUAUGGGAUCCAAGAACUUGUAUGCGAAGCAUGAAGCUCCGAGGACACACGGAAAACGUUCGCUGCCUUGUAGUCUCCCCAGACGGCAACCAGGUUGUAUCCGGAAGCUCUGAUGGCACCAUCAAGGUCUGGAAUUUGGGCCAACAACGCUGCGUUCAGACUAUACACGUACACAAGGAGGGCGUGUGGUCGUUGCUAAUGAGCGAGAACUUUCAAUACAUAAUAUCGGGGAGCAGGGAUCAAAAUAUUAUUGUGACAGAGAUGCGUAAUCCCAGCAACAAGACGCUCGUAUGCGAGGAGAAGGCGCCUGUGCUCAGUCUGGGCUACAACAUGGACAAGACUGGCGUGUGGGCCACCACCUGGAAUUCGGACAUUCGCUGUUGGAAGCUGCCCAUGUACGAUAGAGGCACCCUGAACUCGUCGGGCGGUUUGGAUGCACAGUGGACGCAAGGUGGCACGGAGCUGGCUUGCAUCAAGGGCGGGGCCGCCAUCAAGGAGUGUACUGUGCUGAACGACAAGCGUUAUAUAUUAACGAAAGACUCCCAGGAUCAAGUCGUGCUCUACGACGUUCUAAGAGUGGUCAAGAAGGACACUCUGGGCCCAAUCGACUACGAGGCGGAGGUGAAAAAGCGCAACAAGCAAGUCUACAUUCCAAAUUGGUUCACAGUGGAUCUCAAAACUGGGAUGCCAACGAUUGUUUUGGGUCAGGAGGAGGUCGAUUGCUUCUCGGCUUGGGUGUCUAUUGAGGCCGGACUGCCGGAGUGCGUCGAUCCCACAACAGAGAUAAAGAUAAACUAUGGGAAAUUACUCUUGGAGGCACUGCUCGAGUACUGGACACCACCGCAUAGCAUACCGCAAAACGAAUUGGAGCCGGACAUGCACGGCAACGGCUACUUUCAAGUGCCCAAACAUACACCAGUCAUAUUCAGCGAGGUGGGCGGGCGGACUGUCUGCCGUCUGUUGGUCCGCGACGCAGCGGGCGACAGCGAAUGCACUCUGCUACAUGAGACAGCACCGCAGUGGGUUACCGAUGUGGUGAUUGAGAAGAACAUUCCCAAGUUCCUCAAAAUACCGUUCUUCCUGCAGCCCCAUCCACAGAUGACCAAGCCAGAGCGCACCAAGAAGGAUCGCCUGGUGGCCAACGAGUUCAUUCAGUGCCGCAAGGUGUGCGAGCAUGUGCUCGAGAAGGUCCUCAAUGCAGAGACAACCCCAAGCGGGGCCAACGCAAACAAUUCAUUGCAGAACAGCCAAAGCGACGGCAACUCGGAAGGCUCACAGCUGCCAGCGGAGGAACGCAUCGAACUGUCGUGCAACGAUGUGGUCGUGGACCCCAACAUGGACCUGCGUACGGUGCGUCACUUCAUCUGGAAGCAAUCAACAGAUCUUACAUUUCAAUACAAAACAAAGCAGAACUUCAAUUACGACGGUUCGAUCGGAGAUAGUCUGGAGCGCGUCACGCGAAAGUAUUGAGCGACGGCAUGGAAUCUCUCUCUCUCCUAGCCGAUUCCCGCUAAAUUGAAAGAUUUAAGCUGUAGUUUGUUCGAUUAACCAUUUGUAUGUAUUUUGCAAUGUAUUUGUAAUUACUUUGUCCUGUGGACUAACCAUUUAAGAAGGAAUCUGUUUAAACAUUUAUUUUAUGUAAAUGCACCAGGGUGCUAUUUGUUUGCUCUGUUUAGGAAUUAUUAUAUACUUCAGAUUCAGACUUAAAAGAGAUUAAGUUUGCGACACAACACACAAGUAGAUAAUCCGCAGACAUACCAUUUACAUUAUCUGGCAUCGCAUCUGAAAACAUUUAGAUCUAGAGAAUUGCGCAUAUAUGUAUGUAAUAUUCACAUUUGUUUUAC
Molecule: messenger RNA, 2716 nt
Organism: Drosophila persimilis
Lineage: Eukaryota; Metazoa; Arthropoda; Insecta; Diptera; Drosophilidae
Product: WD repeat-containing protein 48 homolog
Exons: 9
Coding region: 300-2342 (680 amino acids)
Biological process (GO): protein deubiquitination; double-strand break repair via homologous recombination
Molecular function (GO): ubiquitin binding
Source: RefSeq, a predicted model, not a curated record